GUGGUCGUGGCCUGAGCGAGAUGCGCGGACAGUGAGGCGACGAGGCGGCCUCCCGGCCUCUGAAGCGCGGCGAGGCGUCGAGGCGGCCGCUGAGCUUGGACCGCGUGCCGUGGCGCGCGGCGCCCAACUGCGGCUGUCGAGCUGGUCUGGUCGACUUGGGCAACUGUCACCAUGUCACUCGCUCGUCCUCUCACCCCGUGCACCCAGCCAUGCAAAACAAGGCCUCUGUGAACCUCGCCUCCGCUGCCCACCUCCCCGUCUGUGCCGUGGUUGUCGUGUUAGUGCCAAGAGAGGCCACUACGUCUACUGAAUAUGGUUUACUAGUCGUCGCCCGAACACUGGUCCUUGUCGCCGCCGCCUUAUCCCCCCUCGUCGUCAGUGGCUUUAUUGUUCACCUCCAUUGUCCCCCCUUUUGUGUUUCCCUCUCACUCUCACACUCUCUCACCCUCACUUUCUAUUCUGAACUCGCAGUGCACUUGCCAUUGUCGACCGACCCCCCGUUGAGCGACAAGCACUUGUCCUUGUUCAUCUCUUCUGCUUCUUCUUUCUGACGGGCACUGCGAAACAGCGCUUGUCGAUCCAGAGAUCCCCCUCCCCCCCCCAAGACAGCCAGAGAGAGAGAGAGAGAGAAGCGCGAGUAGCAGGCGUCACACACCUGUACACACUGUUGGCCCAAAGGACCCUCCUCCCAGGCUUCUCGCCGCCGCCGCCCUCUCACUGCAACACACACACUGCUUUGAGCACUGCUCUACCACAGCCCCUCACAUCUCGACUCUUCGCGCAACUCGCAAGAUCACCACCACCAUCGACGACAUCUCUAUCACCUCGGUUCACACACCUCACUACACUCAACCAACACAGUCACCAUGGUAGCGCUACUCGCGCUACUCGCCCUGGCUGCCGUCCCGGCGCUGGCCCAGUGGAAGGAGUACAACAUCACGUUUGACGACUCGUCGCCCAUGCUCCAGUGGACGCCGAUGCCGUCGAUGACCAUGAAUAUCACGGCGCCCGGCCUCGGAUGGAGCUUCAACUACUCCCAGGCGCCGACCACUUACAUGGUGUCACUCGGCUCGUCGGCGCACACCACCACAAGGGUCGGGUCGAGUGUCAGCCUCCGUUUCACCGGCACCGGUGCAUACUUUACCGUCUCUGGCCCGGGCGUGGUCACCCUCAACACCAAUGGACAGCAGGCGACGCCCCAGAGCAUCACCACCAGCACAACACAGAUUGGCAUUGGGGGCAUGAGCUACGACGACCACACCGUCACGCUCAGCCUCAACUCUGGCCAGGUGGCUGUUACUGGGGCCGUCGUGACCACCAUUGUCGGUGGCUCAGACACAUCAAUCACGAAUAUCACCAUCCCGGGCCUCGGCGAGGGCAACCAGGUAACCAAAGGCAUCAAGGUGACGGACCCAGCUUGGUGGGAAGCACACCCGCUCAUGUGCAACUUGGACGGGUCGCACUGUGUCACCGACAACAGUAUCACGACGGCCACGCCUCAGUCAACCCUGCAGUUGUCGCCACCUAACAACACUGCCGUCAUGCUUGUGUACGGUGGUACGGGGCCUACAAACGGCAAUUUCAUCGCCAACAUCUCGCCGAAUCCCAUCCACGGCCCAUCCACCACGACCUACUCGCCUGGGGGUCCGCUGCUCAACAUGUACAGCCUUCUGUGGUUCGUCGCCCUCGACCCGAACCAGAUUUACACCACGACGUUCACGUACCUCGGCGGCGAUGGCAUGGACAUGUUCGACUUUUACAGUGUCGUGUACCUGGUGACUUCUGGCAACACGACGGUUCCCGGUGGUCUCCCAGCCGGUAGCAAGAACGGAGGUUCAAAGAACAAUGGCGGCGGCGGCAGCGGCAGCAGUAGCAACAGCAACAUUGGCGCUAUUGUCGGCGGCGUGGUCGGCGGAAUCGGAUUCCUGGCUAUCCUUGCUGGCGCCUUCUGGUGGUGGAGACGCAGGAACCAACGCGAGAACAACAAGUGGCAGUCGGAGGGCGUCUCGCCCAUGAAUCUCGUCGACGACACGCCGCGCCGCGGGUCCCUGCAGCACACUCAGCGUGAAAGCUACAUGCCUCCACUCCGCACCGACUUUGGAACCGGCGACUUCCACACGGCCACCGGCACGGUCACAGCCUACCCUACCGACACGGUUUACUCGGACCACAGCCACAGCGGUAGCAUUGAUCCGGCCACUCGACCCCUGAUCAACCAGCUCAAUUCGUUUGGCAGUUCGUUCGGGGACGCCUCGCCGUUCCCUCCUGCCGCGAGCUCGAAUGCCGAGGGUUCACGUGUGGCCGAGCUGCAUGCUGAGGGCACUGAGUCUGUCGUCUCGGGUGCAUCGGACCGCAAGACAGCCGCGGGUCCAGCGGCGCCUGCAUCCGAGGCAGAUGUGGAGUUCGGUCUCCCGUCGUACAACGAGGCCAUUGUCAGCCCUGUCCACCGCUCGCCUCAGGCUGGUGCCAACGUGCACCCGGAACAGCGCAUGUCGUCGGCCGUCUCUACCCACUCAGCCCACUCGGCCCGCGAGAUGGACAUCAUUGGGUACCGCCUUGCGCUCCUCGAGCGGCGUCUCGAGGAGAGCGGCGGCUCGGGAGCGCGCCACGAGGCCACCAGCCCGGUCAUUGCCCGCCCCAGUGCUGUCCUCGCGCAUCCAGAGCCGAUUGCCGAGAGCCCCGAGCUCGCCGAGCCCCGCGUCACACGUCCCCUGCCCCCUGCGCCAGAAUCUACAUAGUACACGCCUCUCCCGAUACCCGCACAAAAAGUGCAUGUUAGUAGCGAAUGGACUCAAUGGUAUGCGACUCGUGACUUC
This is a messenger RNA of Vanrija pseudolonga, 2816 nucleotides long. RefSeq lists its product as uncharacterized. The record is from RefSeq and is a predicted model, not a curated record. The transcript has 5 exons. The coding region runs from base 867 to 2738 and encodes 623 amino acids. Lineage: Eukaryota; Fungi; Basidiomycota; Tremellomycetes; Trichosporonales; Trichosporonaceae.